Pipistrellus nathusii (Nathusius's pipistrelle) is the source of this 342-nucleotide messenger RNA. Lineage: Eukaryota; Metazoa; Chordata; Mammalia; Chiroptera; Vespertilionidae. The record is from the annotation of a GenBank genome assembly.
AUGAUGGGGUGUUUCAAUGUCAGAAUAGCCAAACAAUAUGACGAGUGUGCUUUAAAACAGAACUUUGUUAGCUUGGCAUUUUUAAGAUUUAUUAGUCAUAGUUUAUGUAUUGGAUGGAGGGACUACUACAAAAUUCUUUCUAAAAGUAUAUUGCAUACCAACACUGAAAAAAAAAAAAAGAAUUGCUACUUUCUCGUUUGUGUUGAUAGACUCACACUGCACUUAUUCAUCACCCAUUCCCUUCCAAACAUUUCUCAAUUUUGCCACGAACAGCACAAAAAUUCAAAGGAUGUGUCUAGUUUCCCUUACAGCCCUUCAGCCUUUACAAGCGUGGAGCGCUAG